This is a messenger RNA of Branchiostoma belcheri (Belcher's lancelet), 417 nucleotides long. Its product is annotated as asialoglycoprotein receptor 1-like. Lineage: Eukaryota; Metazoa; Chordata; Leptocardii; Amphioxiformes; Branchiostomatidae. The coding region runs from base 79 to 354 and encodes 91 amino acids. The transcript has 2 exons. The record is from RefSeq and is a predicted model, not a curated record.
UACAAAGCCUUUGGCGACACCUGGAAUACGUUCUCCGAAUCGGUCGAGACCUGUCGGGCUGACGGAGGCACCCUCGCCAUGCCCCGCGACGCCGGUAUCAAUGCCUUUCUCGUCUCCCUACAUAAGGAAGGCCGCUAUUGGUUCGGCUUACAUCGACAAGAGGACAAGUGGGUGUGGAUGGACGGCACCGCUCUGGGGACCGGCUAUAACCGGUGGGCACCCCGUGAACCCUACAUCUUAGCGGGGUCUUGCGCCAUGUACGAGAAAGCUGACGACUGUUGGUAUGCUUCACGUUGUGGCAAGACGGUGCACUUCAUCUGCCAAGUGUCACCAUCAGCUGCUCCAGACAAGUAACAGUGCGCCAUGCAUGUAAGUGGCACCGGUUCCAGUUAUGAAACGUGGGUUCCAGCAUCCUGG